Messenger RNA from Mangifera indica (mango), 1237 nucleotides. RefSeq lists its product as uncharacterized. The record is from RefSeq and is a predicted model, not a curated record. NCBI's taxonomy places the organism in Eukaryota, Viridiplantae, Streptophyta, Magnoliopsida, Sapindales, Anacardiaceae. Gene Ontology annotation, cellular component: endoplasmic reticulum; SNARE complex. The transcript is spliced from 8 exons. The coding region runs from base 321 to 1028 and encodes 235 amino acids. Gene Ontology annotation, biological process: retrograde vesicle-mediated transport, Golgi to endoplasmic reticulum. Gene Ontology annotation, molecular function: SNAP receptor activity.
UUGUACUUAUGCUAUUCAUUUUCUAAUAAAACAUUUUUCUUGUUCUUCCAGGUUCUUCUUCUUUUUCAUAUACUCUCUCUCGUCUCUUACUUAAUCUCAUGGUCUAGGGUUUGGUUUCUAUAACUUCUUAACUAAACUGUAGUAAUAGAAAAGUCUCAGCACGUCUUGCUUGGAUCGCUUUCAGUCUUUUGUUAGGGUUUUCAUCGGGCGGCGGUUCUUAACCUGGAAAAAUGGUCAAGGGCAGGCAAGGCGAGCGCGUCAGCCUCUAUGUUGCAUUUUUGUAUUUCUCUCUCGAAACUCUAUAGGAUCUCUAUUUUGUAAUGGGAAUCAGUAAAACAGAAAUAAACUUGAGAAGGUUGAUUUCGGCUGCACCUAAUCAACAAAAUCAGGCAAAACUUAUACAUUAUGUUGCUACUCUGCGUGAACAGUUAGAACAGCUGGCUGAAGAGAGAACUCCAGAAGGCUUACCAAGAGUUUCAAAGGCUCAGGUGAAUGAUUAUUCAGAAAAAAUUGAGGCCCUUGCUUCCAAAUUAGUUGCUCAACCGCCUGAUAUUCAAGCCUCUGAAGAUCCUGUUAAAGGUCAUUCUUUCACAGAAAGCCCUUCUAAAACAGAUGGAGAAAUUCACACCCCAACUUCUCCAGGAUUGAGAAGGAGAUUUGUGCCUGCCUCAAAUAUUGGGAAUAGAAGUCACGAUACCUCUGAACCAGUUAAACUGGAUGCUGUGGCACAAGCGCACAUUGAAAAGCACAGAAAGCUUCAGGAGAACUUAACAGAUGAAAUGGUCGGUUUGGCACGACAACUGAAAGAGAGUAGUCUGCUGAUAAGCCAGUCAGUGCAGAGUACUGAAAAAGUGCUUGAUUCAACAGAGAAAGCUAUCGAGCAAAGCCUGGCAAGCACUGGUCAUGCCAACGAGCGGGCGAUGAAGAUAUACUCAGAGAGUUCUAAGACUACCUGUUUCACAUGGCUUCUGAUGUUUGUAAUGACAUGUAUUUUUGUCAUGGUUGUACUUCUAAUUCGUGUCACCUAAAGUGGUUGAUUAUCUUAUUUCGCUUCGGAAGUUCAGGUCAGCAGUCAGCAGUCAGUUCAGGUCAGGUCACAUAGUUUUAUUGUUUGAAUUAAAUAUAAAAAUAAUACUUAAUUACAUUAUGACAUAUUAUUUAUAUACUUAUUUUGUAUACUUAAAAUAUAUUUAUAUAGCAUUGCUCAAUAAAUGGUUAAGGAGAUUAUCUUGGACAA